AGUAAAGGCACUAGGACCUAGAUUUUCUGAUCCAGUAUAUAUUUUGCUGUGCAACAUCAAAAUGAAAUAUUCUUUAAUAAAUUUGAUAGGCAGUAGAAAGCAAUAUUAAUAAUUUUGUUUUCCUACUUUUGCCUUUUAUUAAAAAUUAUGUUUAUUUUUGAUAGCAUCACUUAGGGGUAAUGCAUUUGGCUGCAUAGAGGUUUUAUUUUUUUAAAGGGUAGAGUCUUACUGUGCUUCAAAGUUAUGCUUUUAAAUGAACCUGUAAUGCUUUCUUUUCUUUUACCAUCAAUAUGUAGGCAUCAAAACUGCUUUCACCAGAAAAUGUGGUGAGACAGCUUUCAUUGCGCCCCAGUGUGAAAUGAUUCCAAUUGAAUGGGUUUGUAGAAGAAUAGCAACUGGUUCUUUUCUCAAAAGAAACCCUGGUGUCAAAGAAGGAUAUAAGUUUUACCCACCUAAAGUGGAGAUGUUUUUCAAGGAUGAUGCCAAUAAUGAUCCACAGUGGUCUGAGGAACAGCUAAUUGCUGCAAAAUUUUGCUUUGCUGGACUUGUUAUAGGCCAAACUGAAGUGGACAUCAUGAGUCAUGCCACGCAGACUGUUUUUGAAAUACUGGAGAAAUCCUGGUUGCUCCAGAAUUGUACAUUGGUUGAUAUGAAGUCAUAUCGUGACCUCAAAGAAGUAACUCCUGAAGGGCUGCAGAUGGUAAAGAAAAAUUUCGAGUGGGUUGCAGAAAGAGUAGAGUUGCUUCUGAAAUCAGAAAGUCAGUGCAGGGUUGUAGUAUUGAUGGGCUCAACCUCUGAUCUUGGUCACUGUGAAAAAAUCAAGAAGGCUUGUGGAAAUUUUGGCAUUCCAUGUGAACUUCGGGUAACAUCUGCCCAUAAGGGACCAGAUGAAACUCUGAGGAUUAAAGCUGAGUACGAAGGGGAUGGCAUUCCUACUGUAUUUGUGGCAGUAGCAGGCAGAAGCAAUGGUUUGGGACCAGUGAUGUCUGGUAACACUGCAUAUCCAGUUAUCAGCUGUCCUCCCCUCACACCAGACUGGGGGGCUCAGGAUGUAUGGUCUUCUCUUCGACUACCCAGUGGUCUUGGCUGUUCAACUAUACUUUCUCCAGAAGGAUCAGCUCAGUUUGCCGCUCAGAUAUUUGGAUUAAACAAUCAUUUGGUAUGGGCCAAACUGCGAGCAAGCAUAUUAAAUACGUGGAUUUCCUUGAAGCAGGCUGAUAAGAAAAUUAGAGAAUGCAGUUUAUAAACACUUCAUUGCAUUUUUUACAAGCAAGCUCUACAAAUUCCUAGUUUAGCUGCAGAAAAAAAUCAUGCAAGAUGAAAAGAUUCUAAAUUAGAGAAAACAAAUAAAAUGUAUUGAAUAAAUGGUUCUGUAGAUUCAUGAAUUAGAAGAACAUCUGUAUAUAUUUAUCAAUAUAUUUCUUUGUAAGUAGUGAAGUUACUAUAUGGGCAUUUUUAGAUGAAGCCAUUUUACUUAAUAGGAGUCCCUGGUUGGCGCAGAUGGUUAAGUGCUUGACUACUAACCGAAAGGUUGGCAGUUCUAACACCCAUAGAGUCACCUCUAAAGAAGGGGAUGGCAGUCUGCUUCUGAAAGAUCAUAGCCAUUAAAAACCCUAUGAAGUACAGUUCUACUGUAACAGAAGGGGGGGGUCGCCAUGAGUCAGAAU
This is a messenger RNA of Trichechus manatus latirostris (Florida manatee), 1667 nucleotides long. It is a transcript of the gene PAICS, whose product is annotated as phosphoribosylaminoimidazole carboxylase and phosphoribosylaminoimidazolesuccinocarboxamide synthase. Gene Ontology annotation, cellular component: cytosol. Gene Ontology annotation, biological process: 'de novo' IMP biosynthetic process. Bases 359 to 1246 code for a protein of 295 amino acids. The record is from RefSeq and is a predicted model, not a curated record. Lineage: Eukaryota; Metazoa; Chordata; Mammalia; Sirenia; Trichechidae. The transcript has 6 exons. Gene Ontology annotation, molecular function: phosphoribosylaminoimidazolesuccinocarboxamide synthase activity.